CUAAGGUUGGAAAGACCAAUAAAAUCACGUAGUCCAACCAUCAACCUGUGCCUGUGACCGCUGAGGUCACUUUGGGGCACAAAUCAGGACUAGUAUUUUUAGACAUGGUUAAUAUUUUAUGGAGCAGGUAAACCAGUGCAAGAAAGAAAGCUGGUGCUACGAAAGAAGAGUAGGACACUGGCUGUAACCUAUUUAGAUUUAUUACUUUAUGUGAACAAGGAGCCAUGCAGUCAGCUGUUAAUUUCAGACUCAGUAACCUAAAAACGUGAAGCUCGUUAAAGAUAAGCUGAGCAGGGCAGCUGUUUCUGUGGCUCCAGGGCAUAUUAAGAGAAUCACAGAUCGUGCAAAUUAACAGAAAUAGAAGAAACAAAAUGGGUACGUGCAUAAAUAUUACCUACUGGGGAAGGAGCCUUGGAGAAUGGCUGUGCCUCACAAUCCUGUUGAAUGCACAGGUAUAUGGGAAUAGGACUUUCUGCUCAAGGCGUCAACAUGAACAGGCUUCCUGGAUGGGAUAAGCAUUCUUAUGGGUACCACGGUGAUGAUGGGCACUCCUUCUGUUCCUCGGGGACAGGACAACCCUAUGGCCCUACGUUCACAACUGGAGAUGUCAUCGGUUGCUGUGUCAACCUCAUCAACAAUACCUGCUUCUACACAAAAAAUGGCCACAGUUUAGGUAUAGCCUUUACAGACCUCCCUUCAAACCUGUACCCUACGGUGGGCCUCCAGACUCCGGGAGAGAUAGUGGAUGCCAACUUUGGGCAGCAGCCAUUUGUGUUUGACAUCGAGGACUACAUGAGGGAGUGGAGAGCAAAGAUUCAGAGCACCAUUAAGCGGUUUCCCAUAGGAGACAGGCUAGGCGAGUGGCAAGCCAUGCUGCAGAAUAUGGUUUCUUCAUAUUUGGUUCAUCAUGGGUACUGUUCAACAGCAACUGCCUUCGCCAGGGUCACAGACACUGCAAUCCAGGAAGAACAGACCUCAAUAAGGAACAGACAAAGAAUACAGAAGCUAGUAUUAGCAGGCCGAGUUGGAGAGGCUAUAGAAGCCACCCAGCAGCUCUAUCCUGGCCUCCUAGAACAUAACCCCAACCUGCUCUUCAUGUUAAAGUGUCGGCAGUUUGUGGAGAUGGUGAAUGGGACAGACAGUGAAGUCCGUUGUUUCAGUGCACACAGCCCCAGAUCCCAGGACAGUUACCCUGGGUCCCCCAGCUUAAGUCCCAGACACGGAUCCAGCAACUCACAUGUUCAUAGUACUGGAGCAGAUAGCCCUACCUGUAGCAAUGGAGUCAUGUCCACAAAAAGCAAACAGAGCCACAGUAAAUACCCAACACUGAGUUCAUCUUCGUCAUCUUCCUCCUCCUCCUCCCCCUCAUCUGUGAACUACUCAGAGUCCAAUUCUACAGAUUCUACCAAAUCUCAGCAGCACAGUAGUACGAGUAACCAAGAAACCAGCGACAGCGAGAUGGAAAUGGAGGCUGAGCACUACCCCAAUGGAGUGCUGGAAAAUUCAUCCACCAGGAUAAUGAAUGGCACCUACAAACACGAAGAGAUCCUGCAGACAGAUGAAUCCAGCAUGGAAGACAGCUGUCCCCAGAGGCAGCUCUGCGGAGGGAACCACGCUGCCACCGAGCGAAUGAUCCAGUUUGGACGGGAGCUGCAGAUGCUGAGUGAACAGCUGUGCAGAGAAUAUGGGAAGAAUACAGUGCACAAAAAGAUGCUUCAGGAUGCAUUUAGCUUGUUAGCUUACUCAGACCCUUGGAACUGCCCUGUCGGUCAACAGCUGGACCCAAUCCAGAGGGAACCUGUGUGUGCUGCUCUUAAUAGUGCUAUUUUGGAAUCUCAGAACCUGCCAAAGCAGCCCCCACUGAUGCUUGCCCUGGGCCAGGCCUCGGAGUGUUUGCGACUCAUGGCUCGUGUGGGCUUGGGCUCCUGUUCCUUUGCCAGAGUAGACGACUAUUUGCACUAGCCACCAGAGCAGGAUGGAGCUGACAUCGUCGAGUGCUGCCCUUCACCCUCCGUUGCUGCCACUACAACGCCACCUCGUCUGUAGCCUGAGCUCCCACCAACACCCCCUCUAGCACACACACACUGCCUGUGAAAGGAUCUAUUCCCUCACCACGUGGCCAUUCCUGACCCAGGAGUGACUGGCAGACCUGACCUUGUCUCCCCGCCACCGCUGCGGCUCCGGCGGCACUCAGUAUUUCGCUGGUUAUUCUAAUGUAGCGCCUUCCAAUGUAGGGAUUUCUCUUUGUUUUGAUUUGAGUUGUUUCUCAUGGAUCCACCAGUAUUUUAUCUGGAGAGUUUUGCUGAGCUGGUUUCUGCUGAUUCACGGAGGAAGCUCGUGAAGUUGGUGACGCCUUGUUCUCUUCUUCCCUCCCUCCUCCAUCCGUGCACACGCAACAUCAUCUUCUGUGCUAGCUACCUGAACUCUUCUUGCAGUGGCAGUUCAGAGGGAUUAUUAUUUUUUUUUUUUUUAAUUUUAUUUGAAUCCUGUUUAUUAAAAAGGUCUCUUCCACCUCCACAAAGUCACUGAUGUAUUUAUUGCCCAGAGGCUUGGGCCCAGCCCCGCGCUUCCCACAUCCCCGCAGUGAGGUGCAUCCUGUCCUAUGCUAACCAUGGGAAUUGGAUUUGGAGGAACUCGGUCUUUCCUGUCUCUGUGAUUAGGAAAAAUAGAAGAUUUGGCAUUGCCUUUGUCAGUGGCCACACGGUAGAAACAUCUCAGCCUCUGAGAAAUGGGUAAAUCUGGCAGCUAGAGGGACAGGGCUAACCAAUGUGAAGUCACCUGGAAGCAGAUGAUGGUAAGGAAGAGCUGUGGAUGCUGCCAAGUUGGGCUGUUGGUUUUUGUGCUGCAUCACAAAACCCCUGUUUUUAUCCAUAGGGAAGUGCUCUGCUACUAAGACUAUACAAUAGUAUUUACUGAAUGAUCACUGCUACAUUCUAUUGUUUUGAGGUUACUGAUUUGAAGUGUGCUCGUCCUUGCAGGGUGCAAAUGCUCAGAUCAGGCUGCAGGUUAGGAUCAGUGCUAUCUUUUUACCCAUUUAGAAAGGAAUGGCAAUGUUUCUUUGAGGAAUAAGAAUGCAAUUUUAGUUCCAGGUCCAAAAGUGACCAGCAGGGAUCUGUGGGUGAGUAACCUCCAGGUAAGAUGGACAUGGUAAAAUGUCACUGCUGCGGUCCAGGGACUUUGAGUGCUGCUAAGGCUUUGGCAUUCAAACCAUCUGCCAGCAAGUGUUUCUAAAAGUGUAUUUUGUACUGGUGUGCCAUGUGAGGAAGAAAGUCGGUGUCAGAACUCUGCCACUGAGCUGAGAGCUUUGAGAGUUCACUGCAUUUACAGAUGUGAUUUGGAGUCAUCCCCAUCCCUGGAGGUGCCCAAGGCCAUGGGAGGGCUCUGAGCAGCCUCUGGGGCACCCAGCCUAGGGCAGGGGUUGAGGCUGGAUAGGCUUUAAGACCCCUUUCAACCCAACCAUGCUGUGAUUUGCUGCUGGAGCAUGAAGUCUGAAAUAAAGGCAGAGCAGGGGACCUGGUGGCUUUCCUGUUUGGAUGAUUCCUGUGCUGUUGGCUGUCAUUUAGCUCAUUGCUGUCUCCAGCAGUCAGACUUCUCUUCCAUCUGUGCAGCAGCACCGUCUUUGUCUCCUUCUGAGUUUUCUGUUCCUUCUUUUUGGGGUGGUUUUUGGUUCCUUUUAGUCAAACCUCUGUCAUGGCUCACUCUUGGUCUCCCAGUGAAGCUGUGCUGAGUGUCCCUGGUGGUGGCAGGGCUGGAUCACCUCCUGCCAUCAAUGCUGUGCAUCGUGCAGCCUAUAGCCGUGGUUUUAUGUGUAAAAGCCUCCUGGGCAUUGAGUUCUUGUGGUUGCUCCUUCAUGGUUUGCAUUUUGGAACCUUGUUAUGAUAUCAGUGAGAGUUGAUUUUUGGGUUGUUGCAGUCAUUUAAAAAAAAAAUAAGUAGAAUGAAGGUCUUUAAUUUUGAGUAUGGCUACAACAUAAGCAGAGCCUUCAUAGAAGCUCAGAAAUGAUUUUAGAAGUGAUUUGGGCUUUCUCAUUUCAAGUGCCUCAUGCUUUGCUAAGAAACAGAUGAAUGAGGGAGGGAGGCCUUAAGAACAGCCGGGCUGAGGCUCAGCUUUGUCUGGGCAGCCCCUCAGUGUCACUUCUCCAUCGGUGGAGCCAUAGGGGUGAUUUUGUACCACCAGCAGCACCUGCUGGCAUCUCUUCUCCUGGGGACGGUGACCAGGACUCAGCCCUGCCCCCAUAUGGUUAUACUGCACACAGGACCUCCAUCCCAUGAGGCUGGCUGGCGUGGAGCUUGUUCUGCUCACGGGUCAGGAUAAGUGGACAUAGUGAAAAUCUGAGCUGCAGCCCUGUGUACAUCAUGAGCUUUGGUUUGAGACCAGCAAAGCAGUUGUUUUUCUGAGAACUUCUGAGAAAUGGGGACCUGCAGGCUCUGGUGAGCACUCAGCUGCACUGACCUGAGCUGAGCUCCAGGGGAUGGAGGUGUGACCGAUGGAGAUGGUGACCAACACAAGAAUGGCCCCUUCCACAAGCAUUGCUUCUUGUGGUUGUGCACACCCAGAUUAUCCCUAUCUGCCCAGUCCCCUUCUGGUUUUGUUGCUUUAUCAUAUUUUGAUUAUUUCUUUCUCACUGUUUCUGCCUGUCUUCCAGCUGUGCCCUGAUCUGUCUCACAGUCUCAUUAAGGCAUCAUUACCAUUUCUUGAGCUUUGUUCCCAAGACUCCCUCAAACAACUGCCAACAACCAGAGCUGGUUUAAUCAGCCCUGUGGUGGGGGGGUCCAAUUUCCCAUUUCUCCCCAUGGGCAUGAGGCACAGGGAACAGUCAAAGCACACCUUGUUGGGUUGCUGUGGUGCUGCUGUGCUUUGUUACCAGUCUUAACACUCAGGUAACACCACAUUGCAGAGGCUGACAGAGGGUGUGUUGGUGAGGCAUUGGGGAUCAUGGCCCCACCUGCUCCCCAUUGCCCUUCCUUGGAUUUGAAGAACAGGAGCUCCUUUACCUCCAGGAGGAAGGGAGGCUUCACUCCUGCACACAAAGCAGUGGGAUUUGCACUCACAGAAACAUUCCUGGAGUCCAUGCAAACCUCUCUUUGCAUGCCGAGUCCCCCUAUGGGCAUCGUGGGACUGCUGUGACACACAGACCCCUCUGUGCUGGUCUUCGGCCGUUUCCUUCCCCUGUGAGCACCAACGUGGAGAAAAGGAGAAGCCAGGGCAGAUUUGAGGAUAAUAAGGAUGAGCAAGAAAACGUUCAGCACAAAAGCGUGGUCACUCUUUCACACAAAGGACAUCGCAUAAGUGAACGCUUCCAUUAGGUUGCUCCCAUGCCGUGGCUCUCCAGCCAGGACCCAGCAGUGCCAGGCACGGAGUUGCCUGCAGCACAGUGAACUCAAAACUCAGGUAUGAACUGCUCGGCUGGAGCUGGGGAACGAGGGCUGCAGUGGGGCUGCAGCAAAGCAGAUCACCACGCUUGUCAGCGCCGUUGGAGGGUUUCCUCCUCUCUGGCACAACGUCGGCUACGUGGACGUUCCACACAUUGUGCACGUUGGUUCAGUCUAAGCGUAGUAGUUGUGAAUUAAGUUAUCUGAUGCUUCGCAUGAAAACUUCAAAAAAAAGAAAAACAACCAACAACAAAAAGGGGGGGGGGAUUUUAACUGAGAAAAGCCUAUGAAAAUAUACUGGGAAUGUGGCAAAGAAAUCAACAUUCUGCUGUAUAUUGACAGAAUUAUUUUUAUUAAAAUACA
This is a messenger RNA of Lagopus muta (rock ptarmigan), 5735 nucleotides long. RefSeq names its product RAN binding protein 10 (gene RANBP10). Gene Ontology annotation, molecular function: protein binding. The transcript has 13 exons. The record is from RefSeq and is a predicted model, not a curated record. Gene Ontology annotation, cellular component: cytoplasm. Lineage: Eukaryota; Metazoa; Chordata; Aves; Galliformes; Phasianidae. Gene Ontology annotation, biological process: cell surface receptor signaling pathway; cytoskeleton organization. The coding region runs from base 445 to 1962 and encodes 505 amino acids.